Molecule: messenger RNA, 3453 nt
Organism: Naumovozyma castellii
Lineage: Eukaryota; Fungi; Ascomycota; Saccharomycetes; Saccharomycetales; Saccharomycetaceae
Product: beta strand repeat-containing protein
Exons: 1
Coding region: 1-3453 (1150 amino acids)
Source: RefSeq, a predicted model, not a curated record
AUGCGUCCUUCAAGCGUUUUGACCAACUUGGUCCUUUCGCUUUUAUUUUAUGCAAGCCCCAUUUGGGCUAUAACCACAACUAUUGAUGGGAUUCCAGUUGUCUAUGAAACUGUUACUCAAACAGUAACGAAUCCCACAGGAACAUUAGCUAUUCAAACUAAUUAUUAUGUUGGUGUUCCAAGUGCAACUAGUUCCUCGGUUUAUUCAACCUCACUACCAUCGAGCUCCUCAUCUGUUCAAUCAACAGCCGUCUCUUCGUCAAGUGUAGUGUCAAGUUCUAUUUCAAGUUCUGAGCUCAUUACUUCGUCCACGACUGUGUACAGUGCCUCUAGCUCAACUCCAGUUUCCAGUUCUGUUGAAUUGUCAAGCUCAGCUCCAGUUUCCAGUUCUAUUCUAUUAAGCAGUUCUGCUGCUACUUCUAGUGCUACCUCUAGCUCAGCUCCAGUUUCCAGUUCUGUUGAAUUGUCAAGCUCUGCUCCAGUUUCCAGUUCUAUUCUAUUAAGCAGUUCUGCUGCUACUUCUAGUGCUGCCUCUAGCUCAGCUCCAGUUUCCAGUUCUGUUGAAUUGUCAAGCUCUGCUCCAGUUUCCAGUUCUAUUCUAUUAAGCAGUUCUGCUGCUACUUCUAGUGCUGCCUCUAGUUCAGCUCCAGUUUCCAGUUCUGUUGAAUUGUCAAGCUCAGCUCCAGUUUCCAGUUCUAUUCUAUUAAGCAGUUCUGCUGCUACUUCUAGUGCUGCCUCUAGUUCAGCUCCAGUUUCCAGUUCUGUUGAAUUGUCAAGCUCAGCUCCAGUUUCCAGUUCUAUUCUAUUAAGCAGUUCUUCGAAUUCCUUCGUGGUCCCACCUCCAUACACUACCACUGUCGUUUCUGGUACUUCUAGCGAGACCGAUAUUGUUUCCUACUACUCUACUACCGACUCUUCUGGUGUCCCAGUCACUGGUACCACCACUGUUGUAGUUUCUGGUUCGUCCUCGAACUCCUUCGUGGUGCCACCUCCAUACACUACCACUGUCAUUUCUGGUACUUCUAGCGAGACCGAUAUUGUUUCCUACUACUCUACUACCGACUCUUCUGGUGUCCCAGUCACUGGUACCACCACUGUUGUAGUUUCUGGUUCGUCCUCGAAUUCCUUCGUGGUCCCACCUCCAUACACUACCACUGUCGUUUCUGGUACUUCAUCUCAAACCGAUAUUGUUUCGUUCUACACCACCACCGAUUCCUCUGGUAAGCCAACUACUGUUGCCACCACCUACCCAAUCGGUGCUUCAAGCUCUGUUUCCGGUGUUCCACCUCCAUACACUACUACCAUUGUGUCUGGCCNNACUACCACUGUCGUUUCUGGUACUUCUAGCGAGACCGAUAUUGUUUCCUACUACUCUACUACCGACUCUUCUGGUGUCCCAGUCACUGGUACCACCACUGUUGUAGUUUCUGGUUCGUCCUCGAAUUCCUUCGUGGUCCCACCUCCAUACACUACCACUGUCGUUUCUGGUACUUCAUCUCAAACCGAUAUUGUUUCGUUCUACACCACCACCGAUUCCUCUGGUAAGCCAACUACUGUUGCCACCACCUACCCAAUCGGUGCUUCAAGCUCUGUUUCUGGUGUUCCACCUCCAUACACUACUACCAUUGUGUCUGGUUCCUCAUCUCAAACCGAUGUCGUCUCAUUCUACACCACCACCGACUCUUCUGGUAAGCCAACCACUGUUGCCACCACCUACCCAGUCGGUGCUUCUAGCUCUGUUUCCGGUGUUCCACCUCCAUACACUACUACCAUUGUGUCUGGUUCUUCAUCUCAAACCGAUGUCGUCUCAUUCUACACCACCACCGACUCUUCUGGUAAGCCAACUACUGUUGCCACCACCUACCCAAUCGGUGCCUCAAGCUCUGUUUCCGGUGUUCCACCUCCAUACACUACUACCAUUGUGUCUGGUACUUCAUCUCAAACUGAUAUUGUUUCGUUCUACAUCACCACUGAUUCCUCUGGUAAGCCAACUACUGUUGCCACCACCUACCCAAUCGGUGCAUCUAGCUCUGUUUCCGGUGUUCCACCUCCAUACACUACUACCAUUGUGUCUGGUUCCUCAUCUCAAACCGAUGUUGUGUCCUUCUACACAACUACCGACUCUUCUGGUAAGCCAACCACUGUUGCCACCACCUACCCAGUCGGUGCUUCUAGCUCUGUUUCCGGUGUUCCACCUCCAUACACUACUACUGUGGUUUUUGGUACUUCUAGUGAGACAGAUAUUGUUUCCUUCUACACCACUACUGAUUCUGCUGGUAAGCCAUCUACUGCUACUACGACCAUCAUCUUGAGUGGUUCUUCCACUCCAGGUGUUGUGCCACCUCCAUACACUACCACAGUUGUUUCUGGUACUGUCACUCAAACUGACGUUGUUUCCUUCUUCACCACUACUGAUUCUGCUGGUAAGCCAUCUACUGCUACUACGACCAUCAUCUUGAGUGGUUCUUCCACUCCAGGUGUUGUGCCACCUCCAUACACUACCACAGUUGUUUCUGGUACUGUCACUCAAACUGACGUUGUUUCCUUUUACACCACUACUGACUCUGCUGGUAAGCCAUCUACUGCUACUACGACAAUCAUCUUAAGUGGUUCUUCCACUCCAGGUGUUGUUCCACCUCCAUACACUACUACUGUUGUUUCUGGUACUGUCACCGAAACCGAAAUCGUUUCAUGCUACACUACUACUGACUCUGCUGGUAAGCCAUCUACUGCUACCACAACCAUCAUCUUGAGUGGUUCUUCCACUCCAGGUGUUGUUCCACCUCCAUACACUACUACUGUUGUUUCUGGUACUGUUACUCAAACCGAAAUCGUUUCAUGCUACACUACUACUGACUCUGUUGGUAAGCCAUCUACUGCUACCUCGACCAUUAUCUUGAGUGGUUCUUCCACUCCAGGUAUUGUUCCACCUCCAUACACUACCACAGUUGUUUCUGGAUCUGGUGCUGGUACUUACAUUGUUUCUCAAUACGAGACUACGAAUUCAGCUGGUGUUGUUGCCACAGGAGUAUCUUCUAUUAAGGUUUAUGCCUCGUCGACUAGUUUGUCUGUGCCAGUUGUGACCUCAGCUGCUACUGUUGGCACUGUUACUGAAAUUGAAACUCAAACUGAAAUUGUGUCGAACAGUAAUGGAUUGAGUUCAGCUAAUGGUAAUGAGGGUGCUGGUGUGUCCCAAACUUCGAACAAUAACGUAAGUUCGGGUUACGGCCAAUCGGCAGGAGCCACUGCAACUACGAAUGCUGGAUCUUCUUCAAAGGUGACAUCUAUCCUAAUGCCUACAAGCGAAGGUGGUGCUGCUGGAUCUGGUAUGUCUUCUUAUUCUCCUUCUUCAGGUACAGCUGAAAUCGAAUCUUACCAAGGUAUGGCUGCUUCUGUGAAGGUAGACAAGUCUAUUUUAUCACUCCUAGGUUUGAUUUUAUUUGCAAUCAUCUAG